UCAGAAGCUAUUAAAGGCGAAGUGCUAAAAGUUGGAAAUAGAAGUUGUGAGAGCAUCCGCCUACAGUCUGAAUCAGUUUUCUGUAUGGUUCCCAGAGAUCUGCUGAAAUCCCACAGUGAGCUAAAUAUAGAGUGGAAGCAAGAAGUUUUGUCAACGCUUAUUGGGAAAGUGCUGGUUCUGCAAGAUCAGAAUUUCACAGGACUGAUUGCUGGAGUUGUCUCAACAUCAGUGUUAUUUUUAUUGUUGUUGGGGGGUUUUCUAUGGAUGAAGAAGAAAAAACAAAUUAAAGAUCUGGGUAGUGAUUUAGUUCGUUAUGAUGGAAGAGUGCACACUCCUCAUUUGGAUAGGCUUGUGAGUGCAAGGAGCGUAAGUCCAACUACAGAAAUGGUUUCUAGUGACUCUGUAGACUACAGAUCAACAUUUCUAGAAGAUCAGCUCCCAAAUUUGUCUCAGAAUGGCUCAUGCAGACCAGCACAGUAUCCUCACACAGAACUAGCAUCCUUUCUGUCCAGUGGGGACUCAGAUUUAGCCAGUCCACUGCUGCAAACUAAUGUCCACAUUGACAUCGGUGCCUUAAAUCCAGACCUGGUCAAAGAAGUUCAGCAUGUAGUCAUUGGUGCUGACAGCCUGAUUGUGCAUUUUAGUGAGAUAAUAGGAAGAGGGCAUUUUGGGUGUGUGUACCAUGGGACAUUGUUGGAUAAUGAUGGCAGGAAAAUUCAUUGUGCUGUGAAGUCCUUGAACAGAAUUACAGACCUGGAAGAAGUAGCUCAGUUUCUCAAAGAAGGGAUCAUCAUGAAAGAUUUCACUCAUCCCAAUGUCCUGUCACUACUGGGAAUUUGCUUGCCCAGUGAGGGGUCUCCUUUGGUGGUGCUUCCGUAUAUGAAACAUGGAGAUCUUCGAAACUUCAUUAGGAACGAGACUCAUAACCCAACAGUUAAAGAUUUGAUUGGAUUUGGCCUUCAAGUAGCAAAAGGUAUGAAAUACCUUGCAAGCAAAAAGUUUGUCCAUAGAGAUUUGGCUGCAAGAAAUUGUAUGCUGGAUGAAAAAUUCACUGUCAAGGUUGCUGAUUUUGGUCUUGCUAGAGAUGUCUACGAUAAAGAAUACUACAGUGUGCACAAUAAAACGGGAGCUAAACUGCCAGUGAAAUGGAUGGCUUUAGAAAGUUUGCAAACUCAGAAGUUCACUACAAAAUCAGAUGUGUGGUCCUUUGGUGUGUUGUUGUGGGAACUUAUGACGAGAGGAGCACCGCCCUACCCUGACGUGAAUUCUUUUGAUAUCACUGUUUACUUAUUACAAGGAAGAAGGCUAUUGCAACCGGAAUACUGCCCUGAUCCACUGUAUGAAGUCAUGCUAAAGUGUUGGCAUCCAAAACCUGAAAUGCGCCCAGCGUUUUCUGAACUGGUUUCAAAUAUAUCAACAAUCUUCUCCACUUUUAUUGGGGAGCAUUAUGUUCAUGUCAAUGCUACAUAUGUCAAUGUGAAAUGCGUUGCUCCCUAUCCUUCUCUUUUGUCAUCACAAGAUAACAUAGACAGGGAUGUGGAUACAUGACCAGAUGCAAAUAUAACUAUAAAUUGCUAAAGGACAAAAGGUUCUACUACAAGGAAAAAAAUCAUCUCUACAGUCAUUACAAUGGCUAAGAAACUUUAUGACAGAAGGAUUUGGGGCGGAUACUCCAAAGCCGUACGUCCAUGCUCAAGGAAGGCUGCAAUGUGAAAAAAAACAUUUUUACUAUUUAUGAAUUUUGCCUGAUAUAGUUAAUGUUGUGUCUGGGACACCUGUUAAGGGUAUGUGAUUCUGGUAAGGAUUUGAUGUUUGUCAAUUCAUGCAUUUGCAAAUGAGCUGAAUGGUACUUAUGGUGAUAGUUGUUGAUGUGACCUAA
Messenger RNA from Chelonoidis abingdonii (Abingdon island giant tortoise), 1879 nucleotides. NCBI's taxonomy places the organism in Eukaryota, Metazoa, Chordata, Testudines, Testudinidae. The record is from RefSeq and is a predicted model, not a curated record.